Molecule: messenger RNA, 4644 nt
Organism: Megalobrama amblycephala (Wuchang bream)
Lineage: Eukaryota; Metazoa; Chordata; Actinopteri; Cypriniformes; Xenocyprididae
Gene: rapgefl1
Product: Rap guanine nucleotide exchange factor (GEF)-like 1
Exons: 15
Coding region: 789-2654 (621 amino acids)
Biological process (GO): positive regulation of GTPase activity; Ras protein signal transduction
Cellular component (GO): plasma membrane
Molecular function (GO): guanyl-nucleotide exchange factor activity
Source: RefSeq, a predicted model, not a curated record
AUAUCUCUUGACACCACCAAUAACACACGCACUCAGCUGCAGAGAAGGCGGGUGGAGAGAGAGCGCGCGCGCCAGCGAGAGAGAGAGAGAGAGAACUAGAGAGAGGGUGUGUAGCCUGUACUGUAUGUGAGAGCGACGGAGCGCAGUAUUUGUGCGGACUCGAGGCGCAGAGACACUCGGUACCGUGAGAGAAAACAUAAAUACGGAUGCCACUGAACCGGUCAGGGAUCUACAGGCACGGAAUAAUCAUCAAUAUCCAGUCGCUCAUCUCGUCUGCGACGGAAUCCGUUUCCUUCAGACCUGCUGCGGUAAACGAUUAAUUUAUAUGGUCCAGCAUCUUGGCAGAGACUGAUUUAUAUAUGUAUAUGCAUAAUUAAGUGCUACCUGCUGCUAUUUUCAUCUUUUGUGUCUGAGCAUUCGUGUAAUUGACUCAUUGAUCAAGGCUGUGGCAAUGAUAGUACACACAUAGCCUUCUUCUCGAGCUGAAGGACUGCAGUGGAGGACGGGUUUCCCUGGGAUACGUUUGGAUUUUUUUUUCUAAGGGUAGUAAGGACUCGAUCAGCAUCCACUUGUGUAAAAUGAACAUUGAAAAUGGCCGUGUGUUAUUCUUGACACCUUAACACAGCGGGGAAGAUAUUCUUCAGGCAUUUUCCGAUCAGAGUUGGGUUCCAGCAUUAUCCAGCUAUUAUGUAGCCUAUACGCUCACGUCUAUACGGUUAUCAUCAGUGUUCAUUAUUGAGUAUUAAUUAGAAUCAACCCAGGGCCUUCUUGUGAUUUCUGUCAUCAAAAUGCCGGCUGGAAUGAAGCCUCUUGAAAAAUUCUUGAAGAAACAGACCAAUGCACUCACACGGGCGGGUGGUUUUGGGGAGAAGGCCACCGGCACCGGGGCAUCCAGGCGGCGGGCCAGCCUGUCCCGUGUGGUGCCGUUCUUCAGGGAGACGUCUCCCGAAAGCGGCCCGGCGAGAGAGGUGUUCAGCCCGGAGACCGAAGAAGCGCCGUGCUGGCCAUCCGCCACUGCGGACAUCAGGAGCCCGUCGCUGUCCAGCGAUGAGCAGAGCUCAGAGGCGAGUCUGGACACGAACUGGACCCCGCUGCCCGCGGACACUCCAGACAAUCUAGCGCUGGCGCUGCUGGAUAGUGUGGCGGGAAAGCGGUACGCAAACUGCACAGAAAUACUCCUGGAUGACUUCAUGCUGACACACCCAAUCUUCCUGGCCCCAGACAAGUUCCAGCAGGUCUUGCUUCAGCAAUUCAGCUCAGAGGGUAAGCAGGGUGAGGGCUGGCCUGGCUGGGAUGGAGCUGAGCGGAAACUUGCAGUUCUGACUGUGGCCUUCCGCUAUCUGGACACAUACAGAGACUUACUGCAGGAGGAGGGAGAUCGCUCCAACACCUUCCCAAAGGAUCUGUAUUUGUGCGCCGUUCAGGAGCUCAGUCGCUUUCCUGAACUGGUGGAAGACGUCCUGAAACUUCAGCGCUGGACUGAGAUAUUACACAGCCCAGCCGAGGAAGACAAGGAAAGUCGCAAGAAGCAAGUUCGCCCGCUCUUCCGGCACUUCAGACGUAUCGACGCCUGCCUGCAGCCCCGAGAGGCUUUCCGUGGCUCAGACGAGAUCUUCUGCAGGGUUUACACACCAGAUCACUCGUACGUGACCAUCCGGAGCCGUCUUUCAUGCCGGGUCGGGGAGAUCUUGGCUCUGGUGAGAGAGAAGCUUCAGUAUAGUGAGGACCAGCCCACCCAACCUGCCAACCUUAUAUUGGUGGCCGUCACCUCAUCUGGAGAGAAGGCUGUGUUCCGUCCCAGCGACGAGGCCGUUUUCACCACCCUGGGCGUCAACACCCACCUGUUCGCCUGCGAGCCCUCAGAGCUCGAGAGCUUGAUACCUCUCCCUGAGGAGAUCCACUGGUCACCAGGCGACAGCAAACUCCAUGAUAUGAGUGCAGAGGAGGUGGCCAAUCAGCUGGUGGUGUUCGACUGGGAACUCUUCAGCUGUGUGCACGAGGUGGAGUUUGUGUGUUACGUGUUCCAUGGGGAACAGGCCCGCUGGCGCCCCCUCAACCUGGAGCUGAUCCUGCAGCGAUGCAGUGAAGUGCAGCACUGGGUCGCCACAGAGAUCCUGCAGUGCCAGUCGCUUCCAAAGAGGAUACAGCUACUGCGCAAGUUCAUAAAGAUUGCAGCCUUAUGUAAACAGCAGCAGGAUCUGCUGUCGUUCCUGGCGCUGGUUCUGGGACUGGACAACCCUGCAGUCAGCCGCCUACGUCUGACCUGGGAAGGUUUGCCAGGAAAGUUCCGGAAGCAGUUUCAGCAGUUUGAGAGCACUGCGGACCCUUCGAGGAACCACAAGUCAUACCGAGACCUUCUAGCAAGCCUGAGAGCCCCACUCAUACCCUUCACUCCACUGCUGCUAAAGGAUCUGACCUUCCUUCAUGAGAGCUGUAAGACUUUCCAUGGGGAGCUGGUUAAUUUUGAAAAGAUGCACAAGGUGGCCGAGAUGGUGCGAAGCAUCAGGCGGUAUAGGAGCACUCAGCUAGCGAUGGAGGCCGAGCCGUCCCCGUCUCACCUCCAGACGAAAGCGUAUGUUCGGCAGCUGCAGGUCAUCGACAAUCAGAACCUGCUUUUUGAGAUGUCCAGCAAGCUGGAGCCAAAAGACAUGUGAAGGGACCAAGCGUACCUACAAGCCAUAUCUACAAAACCUCUUGUUCCCCUCAAUAAACCCAGACACCCAACCCUUCAUGCUCCAUUGUCGCAGAUUAACCCAGCUGGGCUGUCAAUCAUCUCAGGCUCCGCCUCCGAAUCAUUGAACGAGGACAUUUGUUCAUGAAAAUGGUGUGAAUUGUGCUUUGAGUGAUUCUGUGUCGAUGUUUAUUAUGACCACGCGUAGGGAUCUGGAUUCAUUUCUAACUUUAUUUUCUUCGCUGUUCACGACUGAAGGGAAACCUGUCCUGAUUGCACUGCCAUCAGUUGAACUGAACCAAACCGGAAUAAGCUUAAUGCGUACAACUUUUCAUCUGGGCCUUCAGAGAAACAGACUGCAUUUUGGCCAUUCAUUACCCUAAAAUACAUGAGACAAUCUGACCUCUUGAACUCUGACCUCUGGUCUUCCCUCUUCCCCUGCCAACAUUGGCACUUACUGCAACCCUGUGUGUAACUUGGAUGCAGUCGUUAGAUCUUAGUGUUCUGAACAAUAUGGAUCCCCAGCCAUCAAAUGAGUCCCGAAUCCAAGACCAGCUCCAACGUGCAGGAUGUUUUCAUAAAUAACCAGAAUAAUGUAAAUGAUGCAGUCAUAAUCUAGAAGAAAUUCACUUUAACUGGACAUUAAAGUGAAUGUACAGGAACUCGUUUACUGCAAAAAAUAGAUUAUAUCAAUAUUUUUCUUGUUUUUUUUCAAGAAAAAUUAUUUUCUUGAAACAAAAUUGCUUAAUAAUAAUUUAAUAUUUAAACAUAUAAUAAUUCUAAUAUAUUAAAUUUAGAUUUUAAAUAUUAUAUAUAAAGAACACUACAUUUUGUUAAUUUGUACUUAUAAAAAGAAAAAUGAGUAUAAAAACUAUUGUGUGUACUCUGAAAACAAAUUUUAUUAUGCAAUUUUGUUUCUCAAAUCAAAUUUGUUUCAGUGUUUAGAUAUUAGUUCUGAAGAACAAGCAAAAAUACUGAUAAUUUUUUUAGUUUUGAAGCCAAAUUUAACUUAACAAAUAGUACCAGACCAAAAUGAAAACAAGACCAAAUGCAGUAUUUUAUCUUAUGUUUGGACAGAAUCACUUAUAACGUGUUAUGUUAAUAUAGUCAAUAUGCUGUUAAUAUAGUUCCUGAUGGCGCAGCUUCGUUUCUAGUCGAGCUUUACUUGGUCAAGCACUUGUUUUCCGUAUGCCCUUGUGUUAUGUUGAAAGGGCCAAUGGUAAAGUUAAUUCUCAUGACUGGAAGAGUGUUUAUUUGCACCCAAGUUUACUCCUGAACGACCCCAAUCUAGUAAAUCAAAAUGGGCUCUGAGCAGGCCUCUGUACGGGAUGACUAGUCUUGGAUUGGACUCUCUCAGGAUCUCCUCCUGAGGUCAUAUAAGGGACGGCCUGUAAGGCUGCACUGUACAUAUGUCAUGUAAAUAGCAAAAUAAAUAUGAAUAUGAUUCUAUUUUAUGUAAGAGCUAUGAGAUGGACUCUCAAGAAGAAUAUUUGUUUUGUAAAUCUAAGAAAAAAAGUAUGUGUACAGUUUAAAAGGAGACAACCCAGACAGAGUCUGUGGUUUGCGAUGAAAGAAUUGUAUAGCAUAUUUACUGGUUUUGUUGUUUCGGUUUGAUAUCAUUUCUUAUCCAUUACAGAUGACUUGUACAUAUCCUCUGUUUUGGUUGCAUAGUUUUUUUGCAUUGUCUGUCUGCAAUGGAUGAAUUGUACAGCAUGUAGUUGGUUUAGUUGGAUUUUGCUGUUUUUAUUUGGUAAAAGUUUCUCAUUUUGUUUUUAUUUGAUCUUUUUAAAGCGGGUAUUCUAUUGUUGUUUUUGGUUUUGUACAGAAGUCCGUGUUUACAGUGCGAUUCUCUGAAACUCAGACAUGUCCAAUGAAAGACACGGAGGGCGGGGCAGGCGAUACUGCCCCGCCCCCUUUUAUUGACAUGAGUCAAAGAUGCAUCUAAAAUAAAGCCUCUUGUGAUGAGCACUCGA